CAUGGCCAAUUUUUGUAUUUUACGACGGAAUUUUUUUUAUUUAAAAGAGGCAGUUAGGGACAUUUGCAUAGGACGUGCACAUAAUAUGAAAGCUCGCAAACACUAUGAUUCAAAGUUACUCUUCAUUGGUUGGCGUUUCUUUCACUUGGCAUGUGGACGAUCAAAGUUAAUCAAAAAAAAAGUUAUUGAAUUAAACCAUCGUAUACUGGUCAACUGCUUUUUUGCUUGGGUAAAAAUGGUACAAACAAGCAUAAUGCAUAAACGAAAUCAAAUUCGUCAAAUAAAAGAGCGCCUUCAACGUGUUUUAUAUUCAUGGGAGGAAUAUUCAAUGUUGGUGCAAUCAAAACCAAGGAAAAAUCAUGUGGCAACUCAACACUAUUCUCUUCAUGCUCGUGGCAAAGUUUUCAGAAGUUGGAAAAUGGUAAUAAAAUCAUGGAGCUUGAGCAAAGAAGUAGAAGAAAAACUUUCAUUAGCUGCCCAAAUUCAUUAUGAAGUCCAUUGCAAAAGGAAGAUAGUUCAUCAUUGGAAAAAUUGGUUGAAAUAUCAUGUUCGGCCACAGAGAAAAAAAUUGUUGAAGAUACAAACCCAUAUUAAUAAAAUGACCAUGAAACAAGCAAUAUCUGCGUGGCAAUGUAUUAUGCGUAUCCGUUGGAUGACACGUAUUAAAUAUGAUGAAGCAAGAAAUUUUGAAAAAAGAUGGAUUUACCUAAGAACUUUAUCAAGAUUCAAAGAUGCACUUCGAGUGAUAAAUUUUGAAAGGAGAAUCAAAAUCCAAGCUUCUCAAUUUAGAAAAAAGAGAAAAGCAAUAGAAGUUGUGAAACGAUGGCGGCUUUUGGUACAAGAGAAACAAAAUCUAAGACUUUACCACCAAGUUGCAUUGCAGUUUUAUGCAAAUCAACUUUCCAAAAAGAGUCUUAGAGCGUGGACCAAUGCUAUUACUAUAUUUAAAACAGAAAAAAGAGCAAUUAGAGAAGUUAAUCAAUGUUUAACUCGAGCAGCAAUGGUUUUAUGGCGAGACUACCAUGUCUACCAUGCACUCAAGAAAAAAAAAUCUACCAAAGCAAAAACAUUCAGAAAACGAAAAUCCUUACAAAUGGCAAGAAAUUGUUUGAGUAAUUGGUGGGAUCUAAUGGCUUGGAAGAGAAGAGCUAACCAGUUGAAUAUUUUAAUGUCACAACGACUACGCCGCAAUCUUUUACAAAAUAGCUUGCAUAGCUGGAUGAAUGUCACCUUUGAUGGCCUUAUAGUUGCCAAUGCCAAGUUCCAAGAUGAUUUAAUACAAGCCCAAUCACAAUGUAAAGAACAAAAACAUCAAGUUUCAACAGUGGAUGUGGAGAACCUGCAACUCAUUGACCGCUUGCACAACAUGGCAUCUGAGAUUGCAUAUUUGAAAACAACUAUAAAUGAAAGAUCUCAAGAAAUUCACGAGUUACAUAGGGCCAUUGAAGAUGCGGCAAUGGUAGAAAGCUCAAUGCGAGAUGAGAUAGAGCAACAACAAGCCCGCAUUGAAGACCUACAAAAUGCUAAUGUCAUCCUUCAGAGGAGGAUUCAAACAAAGAAUGUGGAGGAUACUACUGGAGAGGUUCAUCAUACACUAGAGCUUCAAAAUAUGGAACAUAAUUUACAGCAAUUGCACAUACAACUGGCAGAGCAAACUUCUCAGUUGGAUUCUUAUGAAAAAGCACUCAAAGAAACAGCUGAAAAACUAGAAGGGGCAUCUGAUGAGUCUCAAGAAAAAUUAACAAGUGCUUUUGAAAUUGCCGGAUCAUUACGCAAAUUGUUAGAAGACCGUGAACAACAGUACGCUUGUUUAGAAGGAAGCUCUCGGAGACGAGAACUAGAAUUGGGAGAGGUUCAAAGAAAAUUGGCUGCUGCAAAUUGCACAUUGUGUGAGACAGUGGAAGUGCGUGAUGCUCGGAUAGAAGAACUGGAAAACAUCCUCUCUCGAAAACAAUCUGAGAUUCUCGAUAUACAAUCCCAUCUCCAAGAUUUGGAGGUAGCAUUGGAUUCAAAAGAAAGCCAUGUCCGCAAAUUAGAAUAUGAAAUCCAAUUGAUGUCUGAGCCCCACGCGGCAAAAGCCUACAAGUUCAUGUCAAGCAUGAGCUCGUGUGCCGCAACACCGACGAGGCUGAGGCCGCACCCCAACGCCCACGCCCAAGGCGGGGGGCCAUCAUCGAUCCCGCCCCAAGCCCAACAAGCCUCCACCUCCGCCGCCGCAGCCCCACCAGACAGUCCUCACCCGAAUCCAAUGCCUCUGUCGCGUCGUCCCUCCCACGGCGGAGCCAUCCCCGCGGCGAUGGAGUCGUCGUCUCGCGUGCCAGCAGCAGCCAUCCCCGUGCAAGCGUCGUCGUCGUCGUUGCGUGAAUCAUUGCAAGCGGACACCAUCAAGCCAACCCCUGCUCUUCAAAGCCCCCCUCCACACCACGCUGACGGAACCACCGAAUUGCGAUCGUCGCCUUCCGAGGUUCAGUCACCGCGGGAGCUGCAGAUGGGCUCGACGAGCAAGGUGCUACAUUCAUCUGUCCGGGGCUUGCAAAGGAUGGCCGCGUGCCUGCCCAUGGGCAACGAACGAAUCCCGCAGGAGAUGAGGGGCCAGGAGGCCGGAACGCGAAGCGAUGGCUUCGUGGUGCGCGUCUCCGAUGACCAGAGCGUUGUGGAUAGCUUGCACUUCGAAAUCCAGCGCUUGCAGGCCAGGAUUAUGAGUCGAUUGCGAGACCCUGUUACCCCUGGAUCGGCGGCGCCUGGGUCCAGUUCUCAGGAAAGGUUAUCGGAUACAGGAUGUGAGCAGAGACUUAUGAGUGGCGAUCCCACUACUUCGGCGUCAAGAGGGACCUCGCCGGGAUACUGAUUCUUUGACGGAGAUUGGUGCAAUUUCUUGUGAGGUUCUUUUUAUUGAGCUUUAGCCACGGCGCCAUGGCGGGUAGGUCAUAGUACCGCAUGUAGAUGUUGUAAUUAAAUCGAGCAUGGUUUUUGUAUGGAAAUAAACGAAAGGGGCAAGAUGAAGUAUGAUGAAGAUGGUGUUACAAUGCCGCAAAUGGUUUGCAGCCUCCUGUGCACCUCUUUUGGCCAAGAGAUUAGCAGAAUUGCACUGUGGCACAUGUGUGAUCGAUUGGAGAUCAAACUCAAAUGACAUGAAGAUUGCAGGCCAUCUUGUUUCGAGUCUCGUUCGAUUUCAGAAGUGUUUUCAAGCAAAUCAACUUCGAAGAUGUACAGCCUGCACCGUGUGUGAAACUCGAAGAUUUCAAGAAGGUGGGAUGCUAAGCCUGCAGCCAGCUAAACAAAGGUCAUGGAAACAAUGUGGCCAUGUAUGAGAGCCUUAGGUACAACGAAUGAACUUGGCUCGAAAGUAGGAGGAUGGUGAAGACUAAGUGAAGCUUAAUGAACGCUGGUUGCUCCUCCAGUGUGGUUGACUUGCCGUCGUAAACUUAGAUCUCAGCUUGGUGGUGCUGCAGGUUCUAACUCAUACUGUUGCUCUUUAUGAUGUAUCAAUCCAAGUAUCUCUCGAAACCCAAUGACUUAGAGUUACUAUUUAUACCAUUCCAGACAAACCAUGAGAAGAUUCGGAUCGGGUUUUGUACAGAUCCGAAUGUGUAGGUACUUAUCUUGAACGAAGUAACCCCGUACCUCACCAGGUAAUUCCAAGGAUUGUUUGGAAACAUUUCACUGCAAUAAUUCAAACAGUAAGCAAUGAAAUACGUAGUCCUUGAACGUUAAGUUGAUCAGACAUUGUAUUGGAAGCCUUAUGAUUUGAAGGUGUAAAAAUCAAUGUGCUUGAGCUAAGUCAA
Molecule: messenger RNA, 3785 nt
Organism: Physcomitrium patens
Lineage: Eukaryota; Viridiplantae; Streptophyta; Bryopsida; Funariales; Funariaceae
Source: RefSeq, a predicted model, not a curated record